Alternaria viburni is the source of this 759-nucleotide messenger RNA. RefSeq lists its product as uncharacterized. Bases 1 to 759 code for a protein of 252 amino acids. The record is from RefSeq and is a predicted model, not a curated record. The transcript has 2 exons. NCBI's taxonomy places the organism in Eukaryota, Fungi, Ascomycota, Dothideomycetes, Pleosporales, Pleosporaceae.
AUGAGGAUUGAAAGGACCGGAGGCGUUUUUGGCUCGGAUCCAGACCAGCGGAAAGAGAAGACACAACACGAUAGAGGUGCAGAAGCCAAAGAAGAAAUCAAGAAUCACAUCUUAAAAGCCGACCUCGUCAACAGCUCCUCCGGGCCACGAGACCGCCACGGCCAAUACGCAUGGCAACCCUACCCUCUCCGCCCCUUCAUCGAGCGCCUAGACUGGGUACUGGAUAUAUUCUGCAACUUCCGGGGCAUGGGCUGGAACUGGCGUACCACCGCCCUGCCCCCACCCCCAAAACCCAUCCAGAUCCAACUCGACGCCAACUCCAAAUCCACCGUCCCAAAGCACACCUACAAAACCCACGCGGGCCAAGUAGCACAAUUCACAAACCGGCGCACCCUCCUCCAGCAAAACACCUGGCGCCUACUCAAAGGCUACCUAGUCCUCGACCUGCUAAAAACAACAAUGAUGUGGGAUCCCUAUUUCUGGGGCUUGACAAACAGAGCAGCACCACCACCAGCCCACCUCCCCUCGUGGCUCACAAACAGCCCCGUACUAACACACACAUACCACCUCCUCCUCAGCAUGCUCGCCGUAAAAUACGCGCUCCAAACCAUCUUCGCCCUCGGCCCCCUCUUCUUCAGCGGCGCCCUCUCCCCCUCUCUCCUCGGCGCCCGCGCAGAACCCUGGAUGUAUCCUGAGACGUGGGCGCCGUACAGCGUGGUCUUGGAUAAAGGGCUCGCGGGCUGGUGGGGCAGAACCUAG